Salvia miltiorrhiza (redroot sage) is the source of this 475-nucleotide messenger RNA. RefSeq lists its product as uncharacterized. The transcript has a single exon. NCBI's taxonomy places the organism in Eukaryota, Viridiplantae, Streptophyta, Magnoliopsida, Lamiales, Lamiaceae. The record is from RefSeq and is a predicted model, not a curated record. The coding region runs from base 54 to 386 and encodes 110 amino acids.
CUCCGCCUCCGCCUCCACCUUGUAUUGCGAAGAGUUUAUUGAUAUUCUUAGAGAUGAAGAUAUCGGGGCGCGUGGUGUCCACAAAGCCUAUCUCGCUGUCUCGAGCGGCAAAGCUCAUCUCCCGCUUCGCCGCCGUGGAGAACGGCUCCUCCCCUGCUGUUUCCCUCUACUUGCAGCGAACCUCCAAUGCGUUCAACCUCCUUGUCCAGUCCCAGGACAAGCGCUCCAAGACGAAGAGUGCCAUGAGUUUGGACUCCAAGGAGAAUAUCAACGACGUGAAAUCUGAUGGAGACGCCCCGCCCAAGAAGAAGAAGAAGAGGAAGAGCGGUGAGGCGGAGAAGAAGAGCGGCAGUAAAAAGAGCAGAGACGAAGCGCUUGAUUCUUGAGCUGAUUGUAAAAGACUAGCUAUGUAACAAAGAUUUAUUGGGCUGUUGAACGUGCUCAUUCUUCGUCUCAAAAAGAGGUUUUCUUGCUC